UGCCAGCAUGCUGUAAUCUGGUCUGGAACGGCAGACGAUGGGAGGGAGCGAAAAUUGCAGAAGCAAUAAUCUUUUACGGAGACUGAGACAAUGAGACGCCAUCAAUUUGACAGCUUUAUCAUUAUCCAUUUGGUUAUAUGCCAGAUACUUAAUAUUUGUUACAUUUCAGUUACAGCUAAUAAGGACCUGAUUGACAUGAAAAUUGUGGAUGAACCCUCUAGCUAUGGAUUCAACAACAUGAAUAACAAUCGGCAGUGGGGUGCAGCGGCUGCACAGGAAGAAAAAUUGAAGAUGAGAGUGAAGCCUUCAAAUGUGUCAGGUCCUGUCCAUUUAACGCAACUUGCAGGACGAUGUUUUAGAAAGAUUCUGGAGAAUUACAAAUACGAGUUCUGCCCUUUCUCGAAUAUUACUCAACAUGAACAAGGAUACCACUGGAAUCCUUUCAAAGGCAUUCUGGGGGUUUGGCAGGAAUGGGAGAUUGAAAAUAACACCUUUGUUGCAAUGGAAAUGAAGGAUGGUGAUGAUUGUGGACAGAUACAUAGGAGUAUCAAGGUUAGAUUUUUAUGUGGAAAUACCAGUGACAUAAUAAGUGUGAGAGAACCUCAGACCUGUCACUAUAAAAUGGAAUUCAGCACUCCAUUAGUGUGCCAUCCACAUUCACUUCUGGUUUAUCCUAUCCUAAGUUCGGAUCUCAGGAAAAAAUGGGACAUCUUGGAAGGGCAGUACAGACGUCUGGAAAUAACAUACAAGGGAUAUAAAAAACGUUUAGAGAAAAUUUUUCAAGAAGCUGGAUUACGUCUAACACUUCAACAGCGCCAACAAUUUUUGCAAGAGGCUAAAGCUACAGAGGAGAAAAAACAUCAAGAUCGUAAUAGAGAAUUUUAUUCUCUAGGACAGUGCACACAGGAAUACAGACGUUUGCAGGAAGAAAUGGAGAGGCUGAGACUGAAGCUGGCAACUUAUGAAGGUGGCAAUGGCACAGAUGUUUCUCACAAUUCAACUAUUUCAUAACUCUCCAACGAGUUCAUCUUUUUUUAUUUUUUCAUAGGAGGUAGGGGAUAUUGUUUCCUUUCUUCUGAUUUUCAGCUUCAUAAUGAAUAAAUUUGUCAGUGAGCUUCUUCAUUGUUCUCUGGUGGGAUGGUGAAAAAGUACAUGCUUUCAUAAAUAAAAUGCUUUUUGGGAGUUUGUAGCCUGAUGGCUAGUGCACUUAAUUAUGGAGAAGAAUGUUGCUGGUUUAAAGUUGGAGGAAAUCCUCUGCCAACUCAGGAUCUGCUUAGCAGACAAGUACCUGAUUAUAUCAGAGAAGAUAAAGGUUGCAGAAGCAUAAGGCUGUGCUCCACUUUCCACAUACCACACCUUAGACAUGGUGAACCACUGAUGUUGAAAGUUCUUACAGCCACAAGGCUAUGGGACAUUUUUAUAUUUGUUUAGAAGCACAAAACAUUGUUGAAUAUUAUCAGUGUUUAAACAAUUUAUAGAAGAAGAAUUUUUUUAAUAGCCCAAUGACUGUACUAAGAAUUUGAGCACUACACUAAAAAGAUGUAUGAAAGUGUUUGGAUUUCCAACUCAUGAAGGAGACAAACAGUUGAAUGCCUUGAAGGUAUUAUUUCGGUGAGUUUGCACCGCUUCUCUUCUGACGGCUUGUGUACUUAUUUUAGUUUUUCAAUUAGGCAUUCUGUAGGCAAUCCAGCAAGUACAAAAAAAGACUUCUACCUAUCAGAUCAGCUCUGUGACUGGACUUGUGUUGAAAGGAGCAGUUGCAGUCAGGAUUAGUUUUUAAAUGGAUUAUGCAUGCUGGGAGCAGCUUCUGGCAGUAUAUCUUUUAUCUCAUAUGACAUUCCAAUAUACAACAGUUUUGCAUGUUGCAUAUAUCUGGGUAUGUAUGUGUUUCUGUAAAGCGCCAUGAACUUGCCCUUAGGGCCUGGAUAUGGUGCUAUAUAUGUUCACUUUAUUAUUAUUAUAAAUGCACACAUUGAUGGAAAGAAUGUACUGAAAGACAAGCUGUUGGUGGGUUGAUUCCAACGUUGUUGCUAUGCACUACUGAAUGUAUCAUUUUGGGAAUAAAAAUACAAGUUAUAAAAUAAA
This is a messenger RNA of Pomacea canaliculata, 2085 nucleotides long. RefSeq names its product N-acetylglucosamine-1-phosphotransferase subunit gamma-like. The transcript has 9 exons. Gene Ontology annotation, cellular component: Golgi apparatus. Bases 91 to 1011 code for a protein of 306 amino acids. The record is from RefSeq and is a predicted model, not a curated record. NCBI's taxonomy places the organism in Eukaryota, Metazoa, Mollusca, Gastropoda, Architaenioglossa, Ampullariidae.